Emiliania huxleyi CCMP1516 is the source of this 1626-nucleotide messenger RNA. RefSeq lists its product as hypothetical. Gene Ontology annotation, biological process: rRNA methylation. Gene Ontology annotation, molecular function: rRNA (adenine-N6-)-methyltransferase activity. The record is from RefSeq and is a predicted model, not a curated record. NCBI's taxonomy places the organism in Eukaryota, Haptophyta, Isochrysidales, Noelaerhabdaceae. The transcript has 4 exons. The coding region runs from base 1 to 1626 and encodes 541 amino acids.
AUGCGCUCCCCGCUCCCGUUCCCCGGUGUCCCUGAUCGUCCUUACAAGAUCCUGCUCGUGCAGAGGACGCGAAGCGAGUCGCACGGCGCGGACGUGGCGUUUCUGCAGGCGGGGCUGCGGCUCUGCCGGCCCGGCGGCGCGGUCUAUUCGCUGCACAAGACCUCCACCCGCCCGUUCAUCGCGAAAAAGGCGGCCGAGGCCGGCGGCGAGGCCUCCGUGGUGGCGGAGCUGCGGUUCGAGAUCCCCAGAAUGUACAAGCACCACCGGCAGCCGAGCAAGGACGUGGCGGUCGACUUUUGGAGAGCAGAGUGUACCGAGGCGGUGCCCGGUGCCGAACAGACAACUUUUUUUCUUCUGGAGAACAAGAAGAAAAACCCAAGCGCAACGGCCGACCGGGCAAACAUGAAACAAGGCACUUGGUUGCGCCGCCGCCCGCUGGUUAACGCUCGCGUUCGCUCCGACGCCGGCACAUGCUCGCUCACCGUCUUUGGUCACAUCCCAAAGACGGGCGGUACCACCGUCGACGAUCUGUUUUGGGCGCUUGCGAACGCUAGGCCGCCCGAGGUCAAUGUGAGUGGACGUAUGAUUGGCAAGAACUGGAGCGCGGUCUCGGAGGGGUCCUACGUUGCGACACAUUCCAUUAGUCACCACUUCCCAAACGAUGUGCUCCACGCCAUCUUGGGCCUGCGGUUUCAGAGGCACAAGGUCCCGACCUUGCUGCCCUCGUGGCACCGCACGCACAUCUACCACUCCUAUCACCCUCACGGCCGUGACAUGCGGCUCUUCCUGUCGCACCUGCCGCAGCUCCGCAAGAUGUAUCGCGACGCUUCAUGCAUGCUCCAGGUCGUGACGGUGGUGCGUGAGCCAAAGUCUCUUCAGCGGUCUGCAUACCGAUACUUUCGGCUCGACGGCGGGCUUGGUGUGGUUCCAUCGCUCUCUCGCACCUCGAGCGUGCGGAGGAAUGCCACGUUGCUCGCCGACGACCUCGCUCUGUGGCUAGCCCAAAACCCGGAUCGGCAGAGCCGGUGGCUGAAUAGCGGGAUCAGCUCCACCCUCAACCUCUCAACUCCGCUGCAUUACGCGCAGCUAUUAGCGGCCUACGACUACGUGGCACCGAGCGCGCGACUCAACGAGUUUCUCUGGUUUCUGAUGGCGCGUAUCGGUGUCUACUUGCCCGCCUCGCACAGUGAGGGCGCACCGGGACCCCUCUCUGCUCGCUUGCCUUCGUGCAACUCAAACGCCGGCUCCGAAAAGGUCCUCAACGAAGCGAUUAUGAAGCAGCACGUACAGGAUGCAUUUUCUCUGUACACGACCAACGAUGCCUUGCUCUUCCGCGUUGCCACAGCUCGCUACGCGGCCGACGUCGCAGCCGCAGAGGAGAGCCGCAGCCAGCUCGCCUUCAUGCAAGCCGCUCGGCGAGCGCUGGCCAAUGGCAGUACGACAACUCAGACUCGCGUGGGAGUCUGGCCGAUCGAGCUGCACCUCAACUGCCACAAGGGGCGCGUGCCCUCUGAGGUGGCGACAGAGCUCCGGAGAACGGGCACCACGCACGUGUUGGGUGAGAAUGCUUUGUGCCCCGCCGAGCGAUUAAUCUGCGUGCAAGGCGCCGCCUCGCAAAGAUGGUAG